Molecule: messenger RNA, 759 nt
Organism: Polyodon spathula (Mississippi paddlefish)
Lineage: Eukaryota; Metazoa; Chordata; Actinopteri; Acipenseriformes; Polyodontidae
Product: transport and Golgi organization protein 1 homolog
Exons: 9
Coding region: 1-759 (252 amino acids)
Biological process (GO): protein secretion; endoplasmic reticulum to Golgi vesicle-mediated transport; vesicle cargo loading
Cellular component (GO): endoplasmic reticulum membrane; endoplasmic reticulum exit site
Source: RefSeq, a predicted model, not a curated record
AUGGAUAAUUUAGAGCAAAAAGACUUUGAAGAAGGAAUAUCUUUGGGUUUUUACGCAUUUUUGGUUAGGACAGUAAUUAAUAUAAAGAAUAGGACAUACCUAUUGACAGAAAAGCAACUGGGGGAAAGAGUUCUGCAGUUAUUUGAAGAAAAAUGUGAAGUUCUUGAAAAAAUAUCAGAAUUGAAACAGAAGAUUAAGGAAAGUGAACAGCAGUUAGUGGAGUCCGAGAAAACAAAAUCCUCUUCUGUCCAUGAAAAUGAAAAACUUCAGGAAGCAUUUGAAGCUUUACAAAAAAAUAAUGAAAACCUGAUGGAAAAGCUCAGGACACUGCAGUCUGCUGUAGAAGAAGAAAGGAGAAAGAACCUGCAUCAAGAAGAAAGAUUGUCUGACACUCAAAAGUCAUUCAAGAAGCUUCAGAGUUUAAUUAAUUCUAAGAGUGCUGAACUGUCAAAGGUACAAACUUGUUUGGAAGAGGCCAGACUAAAAGAAGCAGCAGUAAAAGCUGAACUGCAAUCUGUGUUGAAAGAAAACAACACUUUAAAAGACAGUAACAAAAAUCUAUUGAAAGAGGCCAGAAGCUGGGAAGAGCAAUACAGAGAACUUUCUGAGAAAAUUAAAACAUUCCAGAAGAGUCAGAAAGAUUUAGAAGACACUAUUGCACGUAAAGACAAUGAAAUAAAGGCCAAUUGGUAUGACUCAUUGAUAAAAGGAUCGCACAACAAGACCACAAACAAUGCAACUUAUACGUGGCAACAGUAA